This is a messenger RNA of Phalaenopsis equestris, 272 nucleotides long. RefSeq lists its product as uncharacterized. The record is from RefSeq and is a predicted model, not a curated record. Lineage: Eukaryota; Viridiplantae; Streptophyta; Magnoliopsida; Asparagales; Orchidaceae.
AUUUAACUAUCUCACACCUAAACUUCCACUCUUAAAAACCUUUUUAUAUCCUCAACACUUUGGGAAAUUAUUUCUUCCCGUGUUCCGAUCGAAGAAGAAAAACAAAGUGAAAAGAUGAACUGGAUCAGCCGCAGGAUCCAUCUCUACAACGUCACCAUGGGACUUUACAUGCUUGACUGGUGGGAACGCUACCUCUUCAAUACUCUGAUUCUCGUUUUGCUCUGGUUCAUUUUCUACAAUGGAUCUCGAUCCGCAAAAGAGUUCUAUAACAG